AUGUCAUACCAUAGCGUCGGAGUGCGCAACCGCGUCCAAUAUGCAACCCAGCGAAUCGAGCAGCUCGAGUCCAUAGAUAAGCGCCAUUGGAGGCUUGAAGAAAACGCUGUCGACAACAACCACUCGGCAUGUGUGGUCAUGCUAUCUUCGUAUAUCGAGACGAGCCUGCGACAGGCCAAGUAUCACCACGGGUUUCACAAAGCCGUAUUGUGUGUGGAAAUCUUCAAGCACAUGCUGUUCAACCUGGACCGGGAGGCGCUGUCGCCAUUGUUUGUGUAUUGUGAAGCUAUGGAGCACUUCGUCGCUUCGAUUCACAAAACCAAAGCCCUAGACGGAGCUAACAAUGCAGGAGUGUCCCCGUUGUCUCCAUCACCCACAACAACAGCACGGGAUACGCUAUCCCCUCGCUUCAAACGCAGUGGGGUCGCCCCCAUGCCGUUAACGAUUCCCCUCACGCCAGGACGGCCAAAACGAUUCAUCGAGUUGCCCAAGCAGGAACGACACGUUCUCCAAGUAGCGUUUUAUCUCAAAGAUGUCCUGACCAAGCUGGCUGGGAGCAUUGGUUCGAAACCGGCAGGCAAGUUCAAGUCCCAUCGCAUGCCGGUUGUUGCAACGUCGAUGACAACUACUACCGUGGAUAUCCUUCCGUUGGACGUUGUUCGAGCCCUUCGAGCAAUCAAAACCAAACUUCGCAAGAACGAAUUCUUUGCCGACUUGCCCAACUUGGUCGCUGAUGCCGGGAAAACAAGCAAAGGUGGCGACUCCCGUCAAGCCAACACCCAUCAAGCCUUUUCGAGUUUCUUCCUCUGUCUGCAUGAAGUCGUCCGAAGCACAUCGUACCACAGCAUUGAGCUUGCCGAUGGAGCGUUCGACUUACUCGGGGAAGUUCUCCGAGCGAUCCAAAACUACAUUGUCGAGGUGGUAGGCCAACGAAAGGAGCACAGGUCGCGCAUUCGUGGCUUAAGGGCGCUGCGUCAGCAACUUCGAGCGCAAUUCGCAGCGAUGGAAGCCGAGACUCACGAUAUCGCCCAAGAAGCCAUCAAGUUGUCCACGGUGCUCAGUGCGAUCGAGUUUGAGCUCGACGUGCUCCACGACGAGUGCGAGUGGCAUGCCCAAAGCAAACGCCUAUUUCUCGACACUGUACGAUACCAAGCUAUUCAAAUUGGUGCAUUGCGCGACGCGAGCGACCAGCCCCCCCUUGUGUUUGUCAACGCGGACGGCUCCAGCAAAGUGCUGCAGCCGGGCACUGCGAUCUUGCGGGCUGAGAACGUGCCCCACAUCCGGUACCUCGUGCAGCUACUUGCUCUGUCGCGAAGUUUCGUGCACGUUCGAUUGAACGAUCCGCGUGUGAUGGACGCCAACCCGAGCCGAAAACUGACGUUGAACAAAAUGAAUCACCAAGGCCGCGCGGAAACGCUCAAGAUGCACUUGAUGAACCAGCGGCCGCGAGACGCGGCGGCCGUAGUGGUGGACCCUACCCCUCCACCCAACGGCAACGAGGGGGCGGCAGGGGGGGCUUCGCCGGGGGAUAAAUCCGCGGCGGCGGCGGCCAACGCCUUGCACAAGGUCACGGACGCAGAACUGACCGCCCUGUCCUCGAUCCACGAAUGUCUUCGAGCUGUCGAAGGGUUCAUGGGGGACGAAGCUCGCCGCGACCACUCGAGCACAGUCUCCACGGGUUGUCAAAUUGAUGCAUCGGUGCACCUUCUUGAAGACGUCAACAACCCUGCGGACAGCAUCUCUAGCGGUGGGGUGUCAUCAGGUCCGGACAACUCGACGGGUGCCGUCGUGCUAGCUCGAGAACUGGCCAAACUGCCGAUGCCAUGGCGGACGGCGUUUUCACUGCUGCAUGACGAUGAAACUGCGACGUUGUUGUCCAAAGAUGAGAUGCUGCACGACGUGUCAGCUAUCUACGCCGCGUACGACGACAUGCUCGUGCGGCCCAGCCACCACGACGAAGUCAUAUUGAACACCACCACCCUCCCGUUCACGGCAUUCGUCAUGUCGUACUUUAUGGUGUUUCCCCGCAAAGUGCCUUCAACAUCACACGAAUCGUCUGCCGACAGUUGCAUCGAACCGGACGCUGAAAUCCGACAAGGGCCAGCAUGGGCGAGCUGGGAAUGUGCGCGGCUCGUCGUGUCCGUUCAAGUCCACGUGCAGGGGGCGGUGGGGGUGGACUGGCUCGGGUACUUUGCCGUGUUUCUCGGGCUCUCCAGAACGCUGACGUUGCCGCUUCCGCGGGCGCUGGACGCGUUCCUCUUGGCGCGGCGCAUGCUCUAUGCGACCACCGUAAUGCGCCAGCGGCAUGCCGAUCCGUCGUCCAUGGAUGUGAUCUGGGUCAUGGCCAAAGACGCGAUGCUGCCGAGCGCCGCGUACUCGUUGCAUACGACGGCGGUCAAGAUUCUCGGCACGUUCACUCGAACCCCAGAUGUAUACUUGAAUGUGCUUGCGGAUAAGAGCACGAGUGUCGACUUGUUCACUGAAGACGAUGUCGGCAACCGCGGGGUCAGUGCGGCGCUGGUGCUGCAUGUCGACACGGCCUUGUUGGUGCUCAUGCAAGCCUGGGUGCGAGAGCACCACCACACACUCCAAGUCCUCCAACGGAUCUUUGGGGCGGCGUUGACCCACGACGACGGGUCAAUAUCGUACGGAGAGUUCGUGACCAUGUGGGGGUUCAUCGACUCGACGAUCCCGCUGGAUCGGCUGUGCACCAUCUACAUGCAUGCAGCGCAGCACGACAGUGCGAGUGCCUGUGGCGAUGCGGCCACGACUCACUUGAUUCAAUCGCUGUACACGAGCGAGUGCUUUGCCGAGCUCAAAAAGCCAUGGUUGGGGGUGUCGGCUAUGCAUGUGGCCUGCCCCCACCAGCGCGUGUGGGACGAAGGCGUGGACGGCCUUGUCGCGAUGUGGAGAGCGACGCGGGACCGCGUGCUGGAUCGGCUCGGGGAGCUGAAAGCCACGACGCAAGUCAACCUGGCCAUGGUGCACACGUGUGAGGAGCGGCAGGUCAAGUUGGAGCGUCUCUUGGCGGCGGCGACGGCCGUCGACUGCGACGACGUUCCCACGGCGGUCGAGAUGGCCUGGUUUGCGUGUCAUUUUCUCCAGCAAGAUAUUCACGCGACCACCCACGCCAUCAUGAGACAGCAGAAACCCAACAAGAAACCACAUCACUGGGCGCCACCGACGACCUCAAGCGUUGUGUCGUCGUCAUCUAAAAAGGCAGGGGUGGUGGCAGAGGUAUUGGUGGAUCGUCGGAGUUCUGUCCCCCACAUGCAACACUCGGAAUGAAACCAAAGCUCAAACCUCUACCGGUUCACCGCCGCUAUAAGACACAUAACAACGGCAAAUUGCUUACACGUUGGAGUGGGAGGGAUAGGCCAACGUCAAUAUAUUCUAUAGAGCUUGU
This is a messenger RNA of Aphanomyces astaci, 3406 nucleotides long. RefSeq lists its product as hypothetical. The record is from RefSeq and is a predicted model, not a curated record. The transcript is spliced from 14 exons. The coding region runs from base 1 to 3288 and encodes 1095 amino acids. Lineage: Eukaryota; Oomycota; Saprolegniomycetes; Saprolegniales; Verrucalvaceae.